AUGUUGCCGAAGAAGAUGAGGAGAAGACAAAUGAUUCAGUUGUGGUCAUUAGUGUUGUUGUGUUCAAUACCUAUGAGUUUAUACAUCUAUACACAGCUGAGGGACAGGACGUCUCACUCGAAGCACUUCUUGGGCUUCACUGAUAGGGAGGCAAAACUGGCCGAAAGGGUCAAAGAAGUGGAACAACAGAAUCAGUUCCUGAGGCGACAGUUGAGUAUAUCGAGGGAGAAGUUGGUGUCCAUUAUGGCCGACACCGACGGCCAGAACGGCAACAACAAGAACGCCGACAAAUCAGAUGAAACUGUGAACAAACAGAACCAAAACAAUCCACAAAUCAAUACCAAUGAUAACUAUAUCAAUACCGAUUAUGAGAUAACGAUCGGAGAAGCGAUUAAUGGCUGGGAUUGUGUUUGCAUUGAAAUGACAUCAAUGUUGCCGAAGAAGAUGAGGAGAAGACAAAUGAUUCAGUUGUGGUCAUUAGUGUUGUUGUGUUCAAUACCUAUGAGUUUAUACAUCUAUACACAGCUGAGGGACAGGACGUCUCACUCGAAGCACUUCUUGGGCUUCACUGAUAGGGAAGCAAAACUGGCCGAAAGGGUCAAAGAAGUGGAACAACAGAAUCAGUUCCUGAGGCGACAGUUGAGUAUAUCGAGGGAGAAGUUGGUGUCCAUUAUGGCCGACACCGACGGCCAGAACGGCAACAACAAGAACGCCGACAAAUCAGAUGAAACUGUGAACAAACAGAACCAAAACAAUCCACAAAUCAAUACCAAUGAUAACUAUAUCAAUAGUAAUAGUAAUAAUUAUAAUAACAUUAUUUCAAACCCAUUAUCUGUGAACUCGGAGACCAAUUCGGGUCAAAACAAUGGCACAAAUUGCGAGAACAGUGUCCACAAAGACUUUGUGCCCAAAUGCGAGAUCAUUGAGAUAGUGAUUGUCUGCGCCGGUUAUAACUCGUCCCGAAGUGUCGUAACGUUAAUCAAAUCGAUACUCUUUUAUCGCAAAAAUCCGCUUCACUUUCAUUUCAUCAGCGAUUCAAUCGCUCACACAAUACUUCAGACACUGUUCAAGACGUGGUCAGUGCCGGGACUGGCCUUCAGCUUCUAUUUGGCGGACAAUCUUCAGUCGGACGUGUCGUGGGUUCCGAAUAAACACUAUUCCGGUGUUUACGGACUCAUGAAACUCGUGUUACCGAAAGCGUUGCCGCAAUCGUUGGACAAAGUGAUCGUUUUAGACACUGACGUGACGUUUGCCACAGAUAUCGCCGAACUCUGGAGUCUGUUCUCGAAGAUGACCAAAGAGUCGCUGGCAUUAGUCGAGAAUCAGAGCGACUGGUAUUUGGGGAAACUGUGGAAGAAUCACAGGCCGUGGCCGGCGUUGGGCCGCGGCUUCAACACUGGCGUCAUAUUGUUUAGUUUGAAACGCUUGCGACAAUUCAAUUGGUCGGUCAUCUGGAAAAUGGUGGCCGAGAAGGAGCUGAUGUCGAUGUUGUCGACAUCGUUGGCCGAUCAGGACAUCUUCAACGCCGUCAUCAAACAGUACCCGUAUUUGGUGUAUCGGCUCCCGUGUCAGUGGAACGUACAGCUCAGCGACAACACACUGUCCGACGCCUUGUGUUACACCGAAGUACAGGACCUGAAGAUUAUUCACUGGAAUUCGCCGAAGAAACUGAAGGUCAAGAACAAACACUUGGAGUUCUUUCGCAAUCUUUACCUAACAUUUCUCGAAUACGACGGAAACCUAUUGAGACGCGAACUCAUCGGAUGUAAUAAUACCAAAGAGAAUGCCAUGUAUUCCGAGUCCACGAAUCCCAUCAAUCUUCUCGACGAAGACGACCCGUGCUAUGAGUUCCGCCGGUCGAGAGUCACUCAACACAGGACUCACUUGUAUUAUAUUGAAUACGAUUACGAGCCGUCGCCCGAAGGCAAUGACGUGACUCUCGUCGCCCAGUUGUCGAUGGAUCGGUUGCAGAUGGUUGAGGCCCUGUGCCAGCACUGGGAGGGCCCCAUCUCACUGGCCAUGUAUAUGUCGGACUCGGAAGUGCAACAGUUCUUGGGCUACGCGCAGACAUCGGAGAUACUGCGCGAGCGGAAGAACAUCGGCUAUCAUAUCGUGUACAGAGACGGCCCCUUCUAUCCGAUCAAUCACUUGCGGAACGUCGCCCUCCAACAGGUCAACACCCCAUUCGUCUUCCUCACAGACGUGGACUUCCUUCCGAUGUUUGGUCUCUACGAGUAUUUGAAGCGAUCGGUGGCCGCAAUGGGUCUCGAGUCGUCG
Messenger RNA from Medioppia subpectinata, 2277 nucleotides. NCBI's taxonomy places the organism in Eukaryota, Metazoa, Arthropoda, Arachnida, Sarcoptiformes, Oppiidae. The record is from the annotation of a GenBank genome assembly.